AUGAACAACGAGAGCAAAAGCUGCCAAUCUGGGAAGAAUGGAAAAAGGGGCCGUGAAGAAGGAGAUAGUUCUACUGCUACUGACAGGUUAAGCCAUCUUCCAGAAGCCAUUAUUUAUCAUAUCCUUUCGUUUCUCGACACCAAAUCCGUCGUUCAGACAUCAGUAUUGUCACGAGUUUGGCAAUCGGAACAUGUCCCUGUCCUCAAUUUUCGUAGUGCUUCCUUCCAAGAUUAUUCGAGCUUUCAAAGGUAUGUGGACAAUGUUUUGUCCCACCGUGGUCCCUAUAAUGUCAGCAAGAUCAGCUACAUUGACAAUGAACGCAGCAAGGGGCUAGCUUUUGGUUUAUUUGGCAAGGUCGUCCAGGGCGAAAAGAGCCUUAGGAUAUUUGGACCUCAACUGCUUAGCCUGAAAUUGAAAGAUCUGUUGUGUUACAAGAUGGAGAUAGUUGCACCGAGGCUCAAAUUUUUUAGACUGCUGCAUGACUUGGAGUCCCUGGUAUUCUCCAAGUUAAGCGUUCCUUGCCUUGGCCAUGUUGUUUUCUUGGUCAAUGACGAGGAUGGGUUUAUGGAGGAGGACCAGAAAGGCGCAGCACAACAUUUAGUCUCUUUUUUCCAAGGUUUGAAUAAUGCAACAUCUCUCGCGCUGAAUUCCUACACCAUUGAGGUACUGAGCAAUAUUUCUGAGGUUCUGGAACAACAACCCUCUCCCUUUACGAGAAUGAAGUCUUUUAUCGUGUAUGCUGACAGCAUACCUUACAUGCUGGCCAAUUACUUUCUUAAAGGGUCUUCUAUCAUGAAACCAAAUGUUGAGUUUAUGUGA
Linum tenue is the source of this 819-nucleotide messenger RNA. The record is from the annotation of a GenBank genome assembly. Lineage: Eukaryota; Viridiplantae; Streptophyta; Magnoliopsida; Malpighiales; Linaceae.